Molecule: messenger RNA, 2892 nt
Organism: Leptopilina heterotoma
Lineage: Eukaryota; Metazoa; Arthropoda; Insecta; Hymenoptera; Figitidae
Product: arrestin domain-containing protein 3-like
Exons: 7
Coding region: 711-1829 (372 amino acids)
Biological process (GO): protein transport
Cellular component (GO): cytoplasm
Source: RefSeq, a predicted model, not a curated record
UCAAACUGCGAACAAAUUAUCGAAAUACAACGAAUAUUAUUAGUAUAGAUUAGGAAAUAGGGAUAAAUUUACUUGUCGGAUAAUUGAAUAAAAAAAAUGAUGGUCAAUUAUUAUGGAUAUAAUACAUUUGUAGAGUGUGUGGUAGGCAUAGAUGUAAAUAAUAUUGGAUUUUAUUCUUGAACCAUCGGGAGAUGGGAGAUGGGAGAUGGGAGAGGAGGCGCAGAAUCAGGGAACUCUGUUUAAUCUCGGGGGUGGGAUUCCACCCCAACCCAAUCUCUCUCGACGCGUGUGAAUUGGACGUAACUGUUCCACAUACGUCAUACCGUCACGCUCCAGUAUUGAUAUCAUCCUGGUAUGGAUAAAAGUACUAUUUUAAUCCCAAUCUUCCUCCAAAGCCUAGUGACAAAUCCAAGACGACAUGAACUCAACGAAUUGAAACAAAUUUAAAACCAACAUGGCCCAAAAUAGAGGACGAACCGAAACAAUUCUUCAGAGGAGGAUCUCGCACUGAAUAUGAACUUGUUAAUUUUCACGACUAAACAAUUCAUUGUCAGGGGAAUUGAGUGGAUCUUUCUCUUAGUGCAUCUGACAUGAGAUAAGAUCGAAUUAACGUGCCACACACAUAACUAUAUAACUAUCAACGUUGGUAUUUUUAUAAAAGAUUAUUUACUCCAAAGGGAUUGUUACUCUAAAGUUUGCAAUUUUCUAUCAUGGAUAAUAUUAACGAAUUCGACAUUAGACUGGAGAAGGAAUUUUAUUACGCUGGCGAAACGAUUCGUGGUCACGUUAUUCUACACACGACUGAAAACUUCAAGCUGAGAUCUGUGAGAAUAUCGCUGCGGGGACAAGCGCACGCCGAGUGGAAAAUUAUGGUCAGCGGUGAUCGAAGGAACGUUAAAGAUGAUCAAUAUUUUGUAGACGAGAGAAUUAUAGUUUGGGGACAUGACAGUUCCGAAGGACCGAUUCCGAUUCUUCCGAGGGGGAAGCAUCAGUUUCCGUUCACGUUCAAUUUACCCGAAAGUGCUUUGCCGUGCAGUUUUGAAUCGCGCACUGGCUACAUUCGUUACUACAUUAAGGCCACGGUCGACAGGCCGUACGCGAGUCCUCCACAAGGUCUUAAAUACUUUACUCUCAUCGGGCCUCAUAUCGACUGCAUGGAUGAACAGUAUCUGAAACCGAUGAUUGGCUCUGAAGUCCACACAUCCUGCUGCUUCUGCUGCAGGAGAAAUCCGGUCGAAUUGAGUGCACAACUGGAGAGAAGUGCUUACGUUUGCGGGGAAAGUAUCAAACUUCGGGCAGCGCUCGACAACAGAGGGUUGGAGCAGGCUUGGCUCAAUGUCAAAUUAACACAGUACGUGGAAUUCUUCAUCGACCGGGGCGUACUGGGGGCGAAUAAAGAGUUGCAGAAAGUUGUUUUGGAGCACAAAGGGGAGCCAGUUUUGCCAGGAACAGCCGUCAAGUGGGACUCGGCUAAAACAAUGGUUCUUCCUGUCUGUCCGCCCACGCUGGUAGGUGUUUGUCGGCUGAUACAAAUAUACUACGUGCUGAAGGUCAGCGUGCAGUUGGAAAAAUCCGGCGAAGAUAUGCAAAUGCACUUUCCCAUUACAGUCGCCACUGUCCCCUUCAGGAUACCCAAUAUCACCAAGCAACCGCAAAUUAAAUAUGAAAUAGCAGCAGAGCACGUGGAGGGUGGUUGUUACGUCGGCCCGGAGUUUCUUCUGGGACAAGUGUACGAUGGCUCCGACCACUUGACCCAGCCGUCGCUGAUCCUUUACAGGCCAGUUUACGUUUGCAUUUCGCCCGAAACCCGAAGGUCUUUGAAUCGCUAGCAAUUGGCAGAAGAGACAAAAAACGACAAACUAAAUUUCCAGGGUAAAUCGCGUGAGAGAUUUAAACGAAAGUAGACACACGAAAUUUUCACAGACAAUAUAUACAAAUGUUAUCAUAAUAUAGUCGCGUACAAAAGAACCAAUUAUAUUUCAUAAAGACACAGCCGUUUCGAACUCGAGUUACAUGAGGUAGAUCAAGAUUGUAUUUUAAGACACCAAACUGUUGCCAUCACAAAAAAAGGUGGCGGAUUAUUUAUCAUCUUUUCAAGGGGAUUUUAAAUAAAAACUGUACAUUUACUAAAUGGAAUAUUAGACGAAAAGAUUGAUAGGCAAAUAUAUAUAUGACUCGUUGAAUUAUUGCUGAUAAUCCGAAAAUAUUUGUUCAUGUUGCCAAAUCGGUACAAGAGUACCGACCGUUUUUAGAAUGUUUUACAUUUUUCAUACAAAUACGUUUUUACAAAUUAAAUACCUACAAUCUUCAUUACUUUACUUCAAUUUAAUCGUCAAGUUGCAUUUGAAAUUUUAAUUUUCACUUUUAAUAUUAAAUACCUACAAUUUAAAAUUAAAGUUUUUAAAUAUUUAAUGUUUUAUAAACGAAACAUUGUUUUGGAAAAGUGUAUUUCUGAGACAUUGAAAAUGUACGAAAGAAUAUUGGGAAAGGUGAAGAAAACGAAAGUAAUAUAAAGUUUGUUAUCACGGUGAGCUUGGAUUCAAUUCGACAAAAAAUUCUUGCACUUCGAAUUUUUUUCUGACAUUGCUUCAGUGAUGCCGAUGCCAGCAAUGAUUUUAAGGCUAAAAAUGAAAAUAAUUAGUCGAGGAAUUUCUAAAACUGAAACUUUCAAUUUUUUUUAAAGAUAUUUCAAAUCUUUCUAUUUUACUUAAAACUAUAAAUUAAAUUUUUUCAUAACUAUAAAACAUGAAGAAAUGGAUCACUCCGGGUCUUCGCCUCGAAGUGAUCGACUUCCUCAUGUUUUAUAAUAAUUAAAGAUGGAAAAUUAAUAAAAUUAAUUAUUUUAUAUUAUAAGAAUAUUCUACUUCUUAAAAAUUAUUUUCAUCAUUUCAA